CUAUUGGGGGUAGGCGAAAGACUGGGCGGAAAGAACCAGUCACCACAUGGUCACGUGGGGGCUCUUUGCAGGCAUAAAAGCGAGGUUCUCCCCGUUAGCAGCCAGUUGUCAAACUGCGAGCAGAGAGCUCCAGGAGUGUCAGAAGACUGUCCACGAAGGAACUCGGUGCUGCGUCCCGCCAGCUCAGCCACCUCCGACACCGCCGCCACCUCCGAGAUGCUCUUCCGAGCUGUGCUGCUCUGCACCGCUCUGGCGCUCAGCCAUGCAGCAAAUCCUUGCUGUUCCAACCCCUGUCAAAACCGAGGUGAAUGUAUGAGCACAGGAUUUGACCAGUAUAAAUGCGACUGUACUCGGACAGGAUUCUAUGGUGAAAACUGCACUAUACCCGAGUUUCUGACAAGAAUUAAAUUGCUGCUGAAGCCCACCCCAAACACAGUACACUAUAUCCUGACCCACUUCAAGGGAGUCUGGAACAUUGUGAAUAACAUUUCCUUUCUUCGAAAUUCAAUCAUGAGAUACGUGUUGACAUCCAGAUCACAUUUGAUUGACAGUCCACCAACUUACAAUGUACACUAUGGUUACAAAAACUGGGAAGCUUUCUCCAACCUCUCCUACUAUACCAGAGUCCUUCCUCCUGUGGCUGAUGACUGCCCAACUCCCUUGGGUGUGAAAGGAAAUAAGGAGCUUCCUGAUUCGAAAGAAGUUCUGGAAAAAGUUCUUCUCAGGAGAAAGUUCAUCCCUGAUCCCCAAGGCACGAAUAUGAUGUUUGCAUUCUUUGCCCAGCACUUUACUCAUCAGUUUUUCAAGACAGAUCAGAAACGAGGACCUGGCUUCACCCGAGGACUGGGCCAUGGGGUGGACUUGAACCACAUUUACGGUGAAACCCUAGAGAGACAACAUAAACUGCGCCUUUUCAAGGAUGGAAAAUUGAAGUAUCAGGUCAUUGGUGGAGAGGUGUAUCCUCCCACAGUCAAAGACACCCAGGUGGAGAUGAUCUACCCUCCUCACACCCCUGAGCACCUACGGUUCGCUGUGGGGCAGGAGGUCUUUGGUCUGGUGCCUGGUCUGAUGAUGUAUGCUACCAUCUGGCUGCGAGAGCACAACAGAGUGUGUGAUGUGCUUAAACAGGAGCAUCCUGAGUGGGACGAUGAGCGGUUAUUCCAGACAAGCAGACUCAUACUGAUAGGAGAGACUAUCAAGAUCGUGAUCGAAGACUAUGUGCAGCACCUGAGCGGCUACCACUUCAAACUCAAGUUCGACCCGGAGCUGCUUUUCAACCAGCAGUUCCAGUAUCAGAACCGCAUUGCAGCUGAAUUCAACACACUGUAUCACUGGCACCCCUUGCUGCCCGACACCUUUCAAAUCGAGGACCAGGAGUACAACUUCAAACAGUUCCUCUACAACAACUCCAUUCUCCUCGAGCACGGACUCGCCCAGUUUGUUGAGUCAUUCACCAGACAGAUUGCUGGUCGGGUUGCUGGGGGUAGGAAUGUUCCAGUUGCAGUAAAAGCAGUGGCAAAGGCCUCCAUUGACCAGAGCAGAGAGAUGAAAUACCAGUCCCUCAAUGAGUAUCGCAAACGCUUCUCCCUGAAGCCUUAUACAUCAUUUGAAGAACUUACAGGAGAGACAGAAAUGGCCGCAGAGUUGAAAGCCCUCUACAGUGACAUUGAUGCCAUGGAGCUGUAUCCUGCCCUGCUGGUGGAAAAGCCUCGUCCAGAUGCUAUCUUUGGGGAGACCAUGGUAGAACUUGGAGCACCAUUCUCCUUGAAAGGACUUAUGGGUAAUCCCAUCUGUUCUCCUCAGUACUGGAAGCCAAGCACUUUUGGAGGAGAAGUGGGUUUUAAGAUCAUCAACACUGCCACAAUUCAGUCUCUCAUCUGUAAUAACGUUAAGGGCUGCCCUUUCGUCUCCUUCAGUGUGCACGAUCCGCAGCCUACCAAAGCAGCCACCAUCAAUGCAAGUGCCUCCCAUGCCAGACUAGACGACAUCAACCCCACAGUGCUCAUCAAAGGGCGUUCAACUGAGCUGUAGAAGUCUACUGGUCAUAUUUAUUUAUUUAUAUGAACAAUUUAAUUUAAUUAUUUAAUAUUUAUACAGAAUGCCCUUUUCACUUAACACCUUCUGUAACAGAAGGCAAUGUCCUGAAUGAUGUUACAUUUGUGAAGAUUCCUGUGUUUGUACUUGGAAUAUAUGUUGCCCUCGAGUGAAAGAGAAAAACGGCUUUCACUCUUUUAUGUAAACCAAUGGGAAAUGAUUUUUGAUAUUUUUACUUGAAUUUUAGCUCAUAUUAUAUCUUAAUAAGAGCAAAGGAAAGAUGUUUGAAUACUUAAAUGCUGUUACAACAUGACAGAUGCUGCAAAUGUCUACACUGUUGAUUAUGACUGUAUCUUCCUAGCUACGUUAGGAGCAGCUAAUGUGGAAUUUUAAAGAAAUCUUGCAUAUCUAUAUCUCAUUAAACAAAAGGGUACCAGCUAAGCUUUCAAUGACCAUUUACGGCAGAUACUGCCAAUGAGUUCAUUUAAAAAAGCAGUCUUAAAAUGAAUGAUUUGAAAUUUCUAAAUGGAGAGCUUGAAUCCCUUUUGAAUGCUCUCACUUUCUUAAGCUGUUAAUUUUGGACCCAUCCCAAUAAAACAGCUAUCAUAAACACAAAUCUCUCAAAUUAGUAGAAAUUACAUUAUGAUUAGUGGUUAAAAACUAUGUCAGGGAUUUUUUUUCUCAGUAGGAGUGAAAUGCUACUUACUGUGGUGGUGAGACCUUCCUUAUAAUUCAAGAUGCCAGUAUAGGAAGAGGGUAGAGCUCCUGCUGUUCUAGUUUAAGAGUAAGAUCUUUAAAGAGUUUGAUUAUAUGAAUAGUAGCAAGCAAAUCUUCAACAAUGAAAGACUUACAAAUAAAAUAACCAAGGACAAAGGAUUCCCAAUUAAAGAUCACAUUUGGGGUUACACUUCUGAAGGAGACGUUUUGAUCCUUGUGUGAUGCUGGCAUGAUACUCAACAGGUUUUUGCUGUGAGAAUAAUGACUUAGCAAGCUGGACUUAAACCAUUUUUCUCUUGUACAGUAUGAUACAACAGUCCGUCUCUCAAUGCCAAAUGUAUCAGUGGCCUUGUGAGCUUCUUCCAAGUGUUGAAAUUUAUUCUUGCUCAUUCUAUAUGAAGUGCAGAGGGACCUGUGCACUGUGUGAGUCCAGCUUGGAUGCCAGCACGCUGCUCCUCUUAUUUCUUUUUCUUGUCACCAUUUUACUAUGAGAAACUGCUGAUGAUUUUUUCUUUGCUGUUUUCUAGGGUUGGGAUUUUUCUUUGCUGUUUUCCAGGUUUUUAAUAUCAGGUCUAUUCUCUCUUUAACCUCUAUUAAUGUUUUCUCUACUUGAAAUUUUACAUUCAGGACAACCUCAGCUCAGGACUACUAGGUACUCCCCUUUGGAGGAGUAAGUUCACUUUAGGUGAAAGGCAGAAAUUUUUACUUAUAAUUAACUAUACUAGAGGACCCUAUCAAGAUAUGAGUGCCUUAUAUGGAAAUGUAGGGGGUUUGUAACAAGAAAGUUACAUUCUUGUUGUGAAGAAUGGCUUUCUUACUUACAAACAAGGUCAGUUAGUGAGUAGUUCUGGGCAAUAGUAGUAAACAUAAAACAAUACUGAAGAUAAUUCUACAUCUCAUUAUCAGCUGAGGUACUGUAUAUUACUUAAUUUAUUGAGGAUAAUUAUGUCUUUUAGACAUUAUUGUUAUAAACUAUGUUUAAGCCUACAAGUGUUUGUUUUUGAUUUGUGUCAGAAUCAAUGUACCUUUUUUUGUGAUUACCUCUCUGAAAUCCUGUGUAAACAAUCAAACAAAAUGAUGAGAUUAAUGUUUGUAGAUAAAUUUUAAGAAAAUUAGUCUGGUAUAUUGAGAGGUUUAAAGAUGGAAUUUAUCCAUAGAGCAUACUGCAGAGAACAUUGUCUCACCGAAACGUGUUAUAAAGACUGACAUCUUAGACAUUUUGAAGGCCCUGUAGGUGCUCUAUUAACUAGUCAAAUUAAGAAAUUGUCUUCAAAGCACUAUAGGCAUUAGUAUCCAUGGAUCAAGAACUUAUUACAGAUAAUAUUUAUGUAAAUAACUGAAAAUGUGUCUUAUUAAGAGAAAGGAAAGAUUUAUUUUAUUACAAAUAAUUACAAAAUAUUCUAAAGAUUAUAUGCUUUUCAUGAUUAAGAUGGAAAAAUAAUCAGCUUUAGAAAAAACUGUAUAAAGAUUGUUACUGUCACUGAUUUUUUUUUAAUCAAGCCAACUUGAUUGUUUUGAACAUGAACCUGCUGACUGAACCUGGAAAUUCAGGUUAAGUGUGUGUCUGUUACAGUGCCUGAGAAAAAUGUGUAUUUAAAUUAACUUAUGUAAAAAAGAAGUCUUAGAACAAAUGUUUGUUUAUUUUUAUACUAUUUAAGAAUUGAAAACUUCUGAAAAUAAAAGUUGAUUGUUUCUUUA
This is a messenger RNA of Mesocricetus auratus (golden hamster), 4449 nucleotides long. RefSeq names its product prostaglandin-endoperoxide synthase 2 (gene Ptgs2). The transcript has 10 exons. Gene Ontology annotation, cellular component: cytoplasm; neuron projection. The coding region runs from base 217 to 2031 and encodes 604 amino acids. Lineage: Eukaryota; Metazoa; Chordata; Mammalia; Rodentia; Cricetidae. Gene Ontology annotation, biological process: response to oxidative stress; cyclooxygenase pathway. The record is from RefSeq and is a predicted model, not a curated record. Gene Ontology annotation, molecular function: peroxidase activity; oxidoreductase activity, acting on single donors with incorporation of molecular oxygen, incorporation of two atoms of oxygen; prostaglandin-endoperoxide synthase activity.